Messenger RNA from Rhododendron vialii, 1864 nucleotides. RefSeq names its product probable xyloglucan galactosyltransferase GT14. Lineage: Eukaryota; Viridiplantae; Streptophyta; Magnoliopsida; Ericales; Ericaceae. The transcript has a single exon. Bases 295 to 1701 code for a protein of 468 amino acids. The record is from RefSeq and is a predicted model, not a curated record. Gene Ontology annotation, molecular function: glycosyltransferase activity.
AUGAUGAUCAGUAAAACAAACAUAUUUAAAACAGCCUUAGCAUGUGGGAAACAAAACCUGGUGUCACACACAGUGUUGACUUUCUUAACCAAAACCGCGACUAACGCCGAGACCCCGGCCGGCACCCUCCCCUAGUAUAGACUCUUACAUAUUCUCGUGAGACCCAUACAUACGCUCAAAUUGCACGAACUUCAGUUCUUAUUCACACUUAUUCAAAACCAGAGCAGAUUUCUGCAGCUCAAUUUGACCCGAUAUUUUGGAGAGUGUUGUUCGAAUGAGAGCCCGAUAGCUCAUAUGGAAAAACCAAUCUUCACAUUUGGCAGCAUAAGGCAGUUGAGGUUUGCUUUCUGCAUCUGCUUCCUCUUGUGGUUUCUGGCUUAUAUUUGCUCUGAUGAUUACGCGACAUUUUUUCCCCACGAAAGCCGCGUUAACUUGUUCCCCUUCUACGCGGAAACACAACCCGUUCUGAACGACCCAUGCUCCAGCCGGUACAUAUACAUUCAUGAUAUUCCUACAAGAUUCAACAGCGAAAUCCUCACCGACUGUCGCAAUCUCCUGGAAUCGGCGGAUUCUGAUAUGUGCCGGGCUGUGUUAAACAUGGGUCUCGGUCCUCAUGUAACGCGAUCUCGCGGGGAUGGGGCAUUUCUCGAAAGCAACAGUUGGUUUGUAACCCACCCACAUUUGUUAGAAGUCAUUUUUCACAACAGGAUGAAGCAGUAUAAGUGCUUAACAAAUGAUUCCUCAUUGGCUUCGGCUAUUUAUGUUCCGUUUUACGCUGGACUCGACCUCGGUCGUUACCUGUGGGGAUUUAACGCGUCGGCGAGAGAUUCGGGCGCUAUUGAUCUGUUCGAGUGGCUACUCGAAGAGCCCGAGUGGGAACGCAUGAAGGGCAGGGAUCACUUCCUCAUAGCCGGGAGGACUACUUGGGAUUUCAGGAGUCUAACUAACAUCGACCGUAACUGGGGAAACAAACUCAUGUACUUGCCUCAAGCGAAGAACGUGACGAUCCUGUCGCUCGAAUCGAGUCACUGGAUCAAGAGAGACUUCGCGAUUCCGUACCCAACGAAUUUCCAUCCCUCGAACGACGGCCAGGUGAUCGCAUGGCAGAACAAAAUGAGGAAACAGAAGAGGAAAUAUCUGUUCUCGUUUGUCGGUGCUCCAGGACCGAAACAGCGCGAUUCAAUCCGCGGCGAGAUCAUCAGUCAGUGCCUGGAGGCAGGGGAAAAGUGCAAGUGGUUAGAUUGUAAGAGCUCUUCUAGCGGAAAUUGCGACGACCUGAGUAAAGUGGUCAAAAUGUUCCGUAGCUCCACGUUCUGCUUACAGCCUCGUCGUGAUACGCCCACCCGGCGAUCCACUUUCGAUUCAAUCUUGGCCGGGUGCAUUCCCGUUUUCUUCAACAUGCAUUCGGCUUACGCCCAGUAUGCGUGGCAUUUACCAAAGAAAUACGCAAAAUACUCGGUACUCAUUCCGGAGAGUGACGUUAAACAUGCGAAAGCAGAUAUUGAGAAGACGCUUAGCGCAAUACCGGAAGAGGAAGUGGUGAAGAUGAGGGAGGAGGUUAUAAGGCUGGUUCCCAACAUAAUAUAUGCAAAUCCAUCUUCUUCAUCCAAGUUGGAGACCUUCGAAGAUGCAGUUGAUUUUGCAAUUAAGGGAGUUCUUGAGAGGGUGGACAAACUCGUGGAGGAGAUGAAGGAAAAGUAAGAAAGCUAUUUUCCUUUCUUUUUUUCCUUUUUCUCCCUCUUUUUCACUUUCGGGGUGGGGCCAAAAAGGUAAUUCAAAUCGUUCAUUUAUUUUGACUCGUCGAGUUUGUUGUACUAGUUGUAGGAGGGAUACCCCGUCAUUUUACACGGUGACAUUUAACUUC